AUGGCUUCGAGGAAGAAGGUGCUAUUGAAAGUCAUUAUCCUGGGCGAUAGCGGGGUGGGUAAGACCAGUUUAAUGAACCAAUAUGUGAACAAGAAAUUCUCUACAUCCUACAAAGCCACAAUUGGCGCCGAUUUUCUCACGAAGGAAGUUACCGUUGACGAUCGAAUCGUGACACUCCAGCUCUGGGAUACAGCCGGCCAAGAGCGUUUCCAAUCCCUGGGAGUCGCCUUCUACCGAGGUGCCGACUGCUGCGUCCUGGUGUACGACGUCAACUCCACCAAGUCAUUUGAGACCCUCGAUUCAUGGCGUGAUGAGUUCCUUAUCCAAGCCAGCCCGCGCGACCCGGAUAGCUUCCCCUUCGUCGUGCUCGGAAACAAGAUUGACAUGGGCGAAGACAGGAGAAUGAUCACACAGAAAAGGGCACUUGCUUACUGUCAAAGUCGAGGACAGAUGCCGUAUUUCGAGACCAGUGCAAAGGAGAGUAUCAAUGUCGAGCAGGCAUUUGAAGUCAUCGCGAGGAAUGCACUGGCCCAAGAGGAGAGUGAGGAAUACGGUGGUGACUUCUCAGAUCCUAUCAAUAUCAAUCUGGAUCAGGAGAGAGAUGGUUGUGCUUGCUAA
Rhinocladiella mackenziei CBS 650.93 is the source of this 618-nucleotide messenger RNA. RefSeq lists its product as uncharacterized. The record is from RefSeq and is a predicted model, not a curated record. The coding region runs from base 1 to 618 and encodes 205 amino acids. Gene Ontology annotation, biological process: regulation of vacuole fusion, non-autophagic. Gene Ontology annotation, cellular component: fungal-type vacuole membrane; vacuole; late endosome. The transcript is spliced from 3 exons. Lineage: Eukaryota; Fungi; Ascomycota; Eurotiomycetes; Chaetothyriales; Herpotrichiellaceae. Gene Ontology annotation, molecular function: GTPase activity; GTP binding.